UAAAAAAUAUGUAACAAAAUAAAGAUAUACGAAAAUUUAUAGAGAGAGAGAGGGGAAGGAUAGAGAAUUGCAGUCAACAAUAUUGUUUUGUUACAGAUUAUUAUUUUCUAAAUUUUUUCAUAAAAAAAAACAAAAGAAUGUGUUAAGAGAAACCGCACGUGAAAUCACAGAAAGAUUUACACAAAGAGGAAUCAAAACAGAAGAGAAAAAAGUGAUUUUUAUUGAUCUUUGAUGAAGAAGGACAAGGAGAAAGGGAAAGCAAUCGGUGUGUCAAGCCCCGUCAGUAGUGAAGACACUGAUGAUAAACAAUUUCCUUCCUUUCCUUCUGUCAGAUUCUCUUCUCGCAACGCUUCUUCCAAAUACGAUUUCGUUAAGGUAAAGGUGUGGUUGGGUGAUAAUGCGGAUCAUUACUAUGUUCUUUCCAGAUUUUUGCUCAGUAGAAUGCUAACUGUAACCAAGAUUCCAAACCAUGUAGCUAUCAAAAUUGCUCUCGAACUGAAGAAGCUGCUCAUAGACAACAGCCUUUUAGAUGUCUCUCAGUCAGAUUUGGAAGCCAACUUAUUUAAGCUUAUGGGACGGCGAGGAUAUGGAGAAGAGUACAUAAAUCGCUAUAAGAUGAUGACAAGGUUUCACCAUCAAAGAGUUCCUCUGGUAAUCCUUGUCUGUGGAACUGCGUGUGUUGGGAAGUCUACAAUCGCUACCCAGCUUGCACAGCGGCUAAAUUUGCCAAAUGUGUUACAGACAGAUAUGGUUUACGAAUUGUUGCGCACUUCGACAGAUGCGCCAUUGGCUUCAACUCCUGUAUGGGCCCGAGACUUCAAUUCAUCGGAAGAGUUAAUAACUGAGUUUUGCAGAGAAUGCAGGGUUGUUCGUAAAGGUUUUCAAGUUUCCGUCAUGUUAUGUUUGGGCGGUGACUUGAAAAAGGCAAUGAAAGAUGGAAAACCGAUUAUAAUUGAGGGAAUACAUUUGGAUCCUAGCAUUUAUUUAGUGGAAGACGAGAACAAAACACCUAGCGCUGCAAAUACAGGAAAUAAAGAAAUAAAUCCGUUGUCUGCAGAAUUGGAUGAUAAUACUUCAACAAACGCGGAAAGUAUUAACGUCGGUCGUGGCGACGAGACAAAUAGUGAUUCCAAGAUUUCGAGCUCCAACGAGGGAGUAAAUGAUGACCUGGUGGAUGCAGCAUCAAGUUCCACAUCACCCUCGGGCCUAACUAGAAGCAUCAAUGAGCCUAAAGAUGCUUCUCUUAAAGAACUGGAGAUCGAAAAAAUAACUAUUAGUAAGGAGAAGUCGGGCACAAAACCGAUAAUCGUGCCUAUUGUUUUGAAGAUGGCUGAAUUUGAUCAUAAGGCAUUACUCGAAGAGUGGAUCUCAUCUCGUACAUUUAUCGAUAAGUGCCCAGACCAGGAUCAUGAUAAACUCAUAGCAAACUUGAAAACCAUACAGGAUUAUCUAUGCUCUUUCACAUCGCAGGGGUUGACCGUAGUCAACGUAUCGGCAACAACAUUUCCUCAAACAUUGGAUUGGCUUCACGGUUAUCUUCUUCAGUGCAUCGAGCAAGGUACUUCAUUAGGGUCACAUGAAAAUUCUACACCAGUAGCUGCAAAAUAGUAGUUUUUAUGAUGCUGAAGAGUAAUUUAUCAUCAAAAUCAAAAGGCUUGGAAGAAGAAAUCAACAUUCCCAUAUUUAUCAGCAUUUUUAUUUUUAACUGAAUUAAUUAUGUGUUUAAUCUUUAAUAGCUUUUCCUUCUUCAUUUUCUAGUUGUAUAUGAACUAAUUAGUGUUCAUGUUUUGCAAGGUAGGUUUAAUUUAAUGCAGGUACAGAAUAAGUGCUUCCUUUGUAUUGGAAAAAAAUAGGUAAAAGCUGUUCUGUUUUAUUCGUUA
Lathyrus oleraceus (garden pea) is the source of this 1880-nucleotide messenger RNA. RefSeq lists its product as uncharacterized. The record is from RefSeq and is a predicted model, not a curated record. The coding region runs from base 232 to 1608 and encodes 458 amino acids. NCBI's taxonomy places the organism in Eukaryota, Viridiplantae, Streptophyta, Magnoliopsida, Fabales, Fabaceae. The transcript has 16 exons.